GUCAAUCUGCGGCGGGCACGCAUCGCCGACGCAGGGCCCUUUGCCAGCACGACAGCUCCCCGACUCUGACAGCUCCCCGCCUCCGACCAUGGCGAGCGCGCCGGAGCAGUCGAAGGCGCCCCAGCCCACCUCCCACCACGCUCUGGACAACCUGCAGGCCAUGAUGAACCUCGUGCUCAUCUCCAGCGGCCGCUACGUCAAGGCGCACCAGGCCGGCCCCGAUGCCGCGCGCAUGCAGUACACGCUGAAGCGCGCCGUGACGGCCGCCUCGGAGCGCUUCAACGACUCGCUCGACGAGCUGGAGACGGAGAUCCAGCAGGCCCAGGCCGUGCUCCGGCGCGACCUCGCGCUGCUGCAGGCCGACCGCAAGAAGCGCGAAGCCGCGGCCAAGGAGAAGGAAGCAGAGAAGGCGCGACUGGCCGCCGAGUCCUCUGCGAAGAAGAAUGCGCCCGUCAAGAAAGAGUCAUCGCUGCCCGCCGCACCUUCCGCGAAGCCCGACGCGCCUGGCCCGAGCAAGCCGCCCGCAGAGCAGCCCACAGAGCCACGGGCGCUCACUCGCGAGCAAGAGGACGCCCGGCCGCCCGUUGCGACCGCCUCCGCUUCUGCCCAGGACGCGCCCAUGGAAAGCGCCGACAACCCGGCCACCGAGCACGACUCGGAAUUCGACUUCGACGCCAUCUUCGGCGACAGCGUAAUGGACACCGCAGGCGACAACCAGGGCGACGUCGACAUGGACGCCUCAGGCCCGGACCUCAACUUCACUCUCGACGACUCCGCGCCCUCGCUGCUGCGCGGCCUCGAGGACUUCGCCAAGAGCAGCGACGACGGCAAUGCAAAUGCGAACGCGAGCACCAACAUGGACCUCGACUUCGCCAUGCCCGACCUCCCUGACACGGCGGGGAACACAUCGUCGGAGCAGCCCGGCACGACAAAGCCAGCAGACUCCACGCAACAGGCGACCGACACCAGCAACGACAUGCUCGACACCAUGGCCACCGACGACCUGGACGACCUCUUCAACAUGGACUAUGAGAACCCGGAGGCAACCCAGUUCGACGACGCCUUCUUCGGCUUCGGCGAGAGCUGAGCGGGAAAGAAAUAGACCGAAGGUACUCAGGAUGGGGGCCGAAGAACUCACCUAGCUUAGCAGAUAGAAUCUCUUUCUUCCGUAGACGCGUAGUAGUUUCAAUCGCUACGGAUCGAGGAUGCGGACUUCAUUACAUAGGCGUUCAGGACACGGGAACCAUGAUACCCUGGUACAUUUUUAUGACAUCAAUGCAAUGCUUUUUUUUUACAUUCGUUCAUUCGGAAACUUGGCUAAGGAUUAAGACCUGAAGCACUUCAUUCUUGCCAUACUAAUACGAACAUCACUUAAUCGGAACUGCGUG
This is a messenger RNA of Trematosphaeria pertusa, 1388 nucleotides long. RefSeq lists its product as uncharacterized. The record is from RefSeq and is a predicted model, not a curated record. NCBI's taxonomy places the organism in Eukaryota, Fungi, Ascomycota, Dothideomycetes, Pleosporales, Trematosphaeriaceae. The transcript has 2 exons. Bases 89 to 1087 code for a protein of 332 amino acids.